AUGCGUUUCAUUCCCGUUGCCGCAGCCCUCUUUGCCCUGACGGACUUCUCGUCCGCCUGGACCAAGGAUGGGAACGGAGUAUGGACCGCCAACAACGAACAUUAUUGGAUCCGAGGUGAUUAUGUACACGAGGCAUGCACGGUGAUGAACACUGAGAACACCCACGUUGGACCGUGCGCAUACUUCGUCGAUACUAAGAUUAUUUUCCGAGGACGUAAGUUUUGA
Fusarium odoratissimum NRRL 54006 is the source of this 225-nucleotide messenger RNA. RefSeq lists its product as uncharacterized. Bases 1 to 225 code for a protein of 74 amino acids. The transcript is spliced from 2 exons. Lineage: Eukaryota; Fungi; Ascomycota; Sordariomycetes; Hypocreales; Nectriaceae. The record is from RefSeq and is a predicted model, not a curated record.